GCAGCUGUUGGUCUCCCGUCACAGAGGAAAUACUUGUUGUCGCUCAAUAUCCCUACCAGCCAAUUUUCACCAAACCCUCGAAUGUGGAUUGACACUCAAGAAUGUUCGAAACAACAAAAACUAUACAGAAGACUUAUUCGAUCCGUUUUGUCAGUUAUGCUUGGCCAAGAAAACAACGAAGAUAACGAUAGCUGCAGCAAGAAAGGCCAGAAGCAAAAGCACCAUAUCAAAGAUGAUGGAAGCGAUCCUGUCCACAAAAUUACCGCUGAGAUUGUUGAAAUAGAAAUGAAUCUUGCUAAGAUGUCUCUGGAUGCAAUACAGGAAGCCGAAGGCAGUUUCAGUGUGGACAGCAUAAAAAACUGGCAGGAAAAAUUUGGUGAAGGAAUAUUACUUUAUGAGAGCCUUCUCGCUGACAUUAGCAAGGCAAGGGGUGAUUUGGAGAAAUCAGAUGAAAUAAUUGUUCACAACUUGAAAUAUUUUCAAUCCUUAUCUAAAUAUCUGGAGCGUCUCGACAAAAGGAAAUUCCACAAUUACGUUGGCUGGUGGUUCAUACGUGAAAUUGCCGACGUAUUAACAUUAACUGUACGUGAAAAACUUAACCAGUUUCUACAACAGACAACGAAGCCUGGCAUUGCAGUGACACUUGAUCAGAAUACCUGCGUAAAAAAGCUCAUCGGUUAUAAUGGCAUAAUGGCUAAAGGCAUCGCUUUCUUGUACCUCAAACGUUAUUUUCAGGUUGCGUCCGUGAGAAAAGCCGGCAAGGUGGCGCGACGCAUUAAAGAGGGAUUCUUGGAAGUUAUCAGUGAUAACGCAUGGAUGGAUCAAACAACAAAAUAUAAAAUGAAAACGUGGGUACGUUGA
Molecule: messenger RNA, 861 nt
Organism: Rhipicephalus sanguineus (brown dog tick)
Lineage: Eukaryota; Metazoa; Arthropoda; Arachnida; Ixodida; Ixodidae
Product: membrane metallo-endopeptidase-like 1
Exons: 6
Coding region: 82-861 (259 amino acids)
Biological process (GO): proteolysis
Molecular function (GO): metalloendopeptidase activity
Source: RefSeq, a predicted model, not a curated record